Candida dubliniensis CD36 is the source of this 1467-nucleotide messenger RNA. It is a transcript of the gene GWT1, whose product is annotated as glucosaminyl-phosphotidylinositol O-acyltransferase. The transcript has a single exon. NCBI's taxonomy places the organism in Eukaryota, Fungi, Ascomycota, Pichiomycetes, Serinales, Debaryomycetaceae. The coding region runs from base 1 to 1467 and encodes 488 amino acids. The record is from RefSeq and is a predicted model, not a curated record. Gene Ontology annotation, biological process: GPI anchor biosynthetic process; protein localization to plasma membrane. Gene Ontology annotation, molecular function: glucosaminyl-phosphatidylinositol O-acyltransferase activity. Gene Ontology annotation, cellular component: membrane; endoplasmic reticulum.
AUGACAUCGUCUUUAAAACACUUAAAAGAACAAUUUGUUUCGGAUUUGACUGGUGGUACAAUUGAAGAAAUUUACGCUGUAACCAGUAUAGCAUUGUCAUCUUAUUUGUCCUUUAGAUUGUUGAAGAAGUCUCUUGGUGAUUUGGCUUUGGUUUACGACUACAUUCUUAAUGUGUUGACAAUACUAGCAUCAAUUACUGUUUAUAGCAACAACCCUUCUUAUUUACAUUAUUUUAUUGUUAUUCCAUCAUUGAUCAUAUAUCUAGUGAACUACCAUGUUGAAAAACCGUCUUCAUCUCGUACGCAAAGUGGUGCAAAAGAAACUAAACUGGAUGAACUAUUACCAAGAAAACAAUUUAUAACCGCGUAUCGCUCUCAAAUGAUGAUUAUUACCAAUCUAGCUAUAUUGGCAGUUGAUUUCCCUAUUUUCCCAAGAAGGUUUGCCAAAGUGGAAACAUGGGGCACAUCCAUGAUGGAUUUGGGAGUUGGGUCCUUUGUUUUUUCCAUGGGGUUGGCUAAUUCUCGACAAUUGAUCAAAAAUCACACAGACAACUACAGAUUUAGUUGGAAGAGCUAUUUGAAAACGAUUAAGGCAAAUUUUAUCAAGUCAGUGCCUAUACUUGUUUUGGGGGUUAUUCGGUUUGUCAGUGUUAAACAGUUGGAUUAUCAGGAACACGAAACAGAAUAUGGAAUCCAUUGGAAUUUUUUCUUCACUUUAGGGUUUUUGCCAAUCAUUUUAGGAAUAUUAGACCCAUUAUUGAAUUUGGUUCCGAGAUUCAUCAUAGGAAUUGGAAUUUCAAUUGGUUAUGAGGUAGCGUUGAAUAAGACUGGCUUGUUGAAAUUUAUUUUGAGUAGUGAAAACAGACUUGAUUCGUUCAUCACCAUGAACAAAGAGGGUAUGUUUUCGUUUAUUGGAUAUCUUUGCGUUUUCAUAAUAGGUCAGUCUUUUGGAUCAUUUGUUUUAACAGGCUACAAAACAAAAAACAACUUAAUAACCAUAAGCAAAAUUCGUAUUACAAAAAAACAACCCAAGAAGGAGCUGCUGGUGGUGCUGCUGUUUUUCUCAGUUACGACUACUCAGGGACUAUAUAUGGCAUGCAUCUUUUAUCACUUAGUCUUUAGUUUGUUUAUCAACAACGUAUCGUUUUUGCAACCAAUUUCAAGAAGACUAGCCAAUUUCCCGUAUGUCAUGUGGGUUGUUUCGUACAAUGCCACGUUUUUAUUAUGUUACGAUUUAAUUGAAAAAUUUAUACCGGGGACUCUUGCUUCUACUGUAUUGGACUCUAUUAACAACAAUGGUUUAUUUAUCUUCUUGGUUAGCAAUUUAUUAACUGGGUUUAUUAACAUGUCUAUCAACACUUUGGAAACUAGUAAUAGGAUGGCAGUAAUUAUCUUGAUCGGUUAUAGUCUUGCUUGGACAUUACUUGCUUUAUAUUUAGACAAAAAGAAGAUCUACAUCAAGCUUUAG